Brassica oleracea var. oleracea is the source of this 431-nucleotide messenger RNA. RefSeq lists its product as uncharacterized. Lineage: Eukaryota; Viridiplantae; Streptophyta; Magnoliopsida; Brassicales; Brassicaceae. The record is from RefSeq and is a predicted model, not a curated record. The transcript has 2 exons. The coding region runs from base 1 to 408 and encodes 135 amino acids.
AUGUCUAUAGGAGGUAGUCUUAGUUGUUUCAAAUUCAUAUGUUUCAGGAAGAAGCAGGGCAAUAAAGAAGAGAAACCCCUGAAAGCAGAACGUAGCGGAUGUCUUUAUUGUUUCAAAGUCAUGAAGAAAGAAAGCAAGAAAGAAGAUAAACCCCUGAAAGCAGAAGGUUUGACAAAGGUUGGAGAAAAAGAUGCAAAAAACAGCGUGGAUGAUAAGAAAAAACCAGAGACAUGCAAGGAACCUGUGUACCGCCUUAUAGAAUGUAGCACACAUGUAGGUAGCAGUAACAUGGAAGAGUACGAGUCUGAAGGUUUUUAUGUAGGUGUCUCUCCUUCACCAAUGACUAAUGAUUUCAACAAAGUGAAGACCUUUGAUUUUCGUGAAGUCGCAAAAGCCACGGCAAAAUGAAGAAAAAGUGUGCGAGAGAUAAC